AUGACUGCGACUCUAGCGAUGAUGAGCCCAGACGGCGCGGACAACAACGACGACAACGUCGACGACGAGUGGUCGCGGUACCCGCGGACCCACCACGGCGUCAACGACGAAAGACGAUCAUCAAGGACUUGGAGUUGGCGACGUUCAAGCCAUCUCCAACUGUCUCUGAGUCGACGUUGA
Messenger RNA from Phytophthora nicotianae INRA-310, 180 nucleotides. RefSeq lists its product as hypothetical. The transcript has a single exon. NCBI's taxonomy places the organism in Eukaryota, Oomycota, Peronosporomycetes, Peronosporales, Peronosporaceae. The record is from RefSeq and is a predicted model, not a curated record. The coding region runs from base 1 to 180 and encodes 59 amino acids.